AUGGCGGCUCCUCUGGAGGUGAUAGUGAGCAGCGACUCCGCAGCGCAGAUGUGGAACAGCACCGUGUUCGACCUGCACAGCGGCUCGAGCCUGCUGUCGUACCGGGGCGGGAACAGCACGGCCCGGACCCUCACCGUGCUCCGCGGGGAGUACCUGCUGUCCGCGCAGCUGGGCAAGAACUUCAUCAACGUGUGGGAGAUCCAGCGGAAGGACCAGCUGCAGCAGAAGCUGAUGUGUCCAGGUGUAGUUACCUGUCUCUCUGCGUCUCCUAACGGACUCUUCCUCGCCGCCGGAGUCGCCGAGGCCGUUUACCUGUGGGAGGUGUCGACGGGGAAGCUGCUGUCCGUCCUCAGUCGUCACUAUCAGGACGUCACGUGUCUGAAGUUCACAGACGACGGCAGCCAUUUUGUUUCUGGAGGAAAAGAUAACCUGGCUCUGGUGUGGAGUCUGGCCAGUGUGAUCCAGCUGGAUUUAAGCCACACCCCCGAGCCGCGUCAUGUCCUGUCUCGUCACUCUCUACCAAUCACAGACCUGCACUGCGGCAUGAUGGGAGCUCAGGCCAGAGUCGCCACGGCCUCCUUAGACCAAACCGUCAAGGUUUGGGAGUUGUCUUCUGGUGAGUUGCUGCUGUCUGUCCUGUUUGACGUGGAGAUCAUGUCUGUGACGUUUGACCCCUGCGAGUACUUCCUGUUCUGUGGAGGAAGUGACGGAAACAUCUUCCAGGUGUCUCUGUGCAGUCAGAGCCUCAGUCGGGAUAAAUCCUUCCAGUCCGACAACGACGGGAACCAGAUCUUCAAGGGACACAGGAACUUGGUGACUUGUCUGUCGGUGUCGAUGGACGGGACGUUGCUUCUCUCUGGCUCUCACGAUGAGACAGUUCGACUCUGGGACGUCCAGAGCAAACAGAGCAUCCGCUGCCUGGCACACAAAGGUGCGGUGACUAACGCCAUCAUCAUGCCGGCUCCGGCGAACAUGUUCCUGCCCGACAGCCGGCCGGCCGUCCCACUGCCGCGCUUCAGCCGCCACCUGCACACCGCCGACGGCGCCGAGGCCGCGGACGUCUGCGUCCGCAUCGGACUCUAUGCACAGGAGGAAGAGGACACGUACCUGCAGAAAGCUGACAGGCUGAACUCUCUGAUGAACGCCGUGACGGACAAGUCGGUGUUUGGAGACGGCGAGAACACCAAGGUUAGGGUCGCCGAACUGGAAGAAGAAGUUCAGACUCUGAAGAAGGUCAACAAAGAUCUGUACGACUUCUCCAGUCAGCUGCUCACUAAACCUACAUAGACACACACACACACA
Messenger RNA from Sander lucioperca (pikeperch), 1302 nucleotides. RefSeq names its product WD repeat domain 18 (gene wdr18). The transcript has 10 exons. Gene Ontology annotation, cellular component: nuclear pre-replicative complex. Bases 1 to 1287 code for a protein of 428 amino acids. Gene Ontology annotation, molecular function: protein binding. The record is from RefSeq and is a predicted model, not a curated record. NCBI's taxonomy places the organism in Eukaryota, Metazoa, Chordata, Actinopteri, Perciformes, Percidae. Gene Ontology annotation, biological process: rRNA processing; DNA-templated DNA replication.